AUGGCGGGCCUCCCGACACUGUCCCCAUAUAUAGUUCUUACAGCUGCACAGGCCGCAAGCCGCGCAAGUGCUGAUGCAGCAGCAUCACCGGCGGCCAGUUCACAUCCGGUCAAGAUGCCAAGGAUAAUUUAUGGCACGGCGUGGAAGAAACAGAGAACAAAGGAACUGUGCAUAAUGGCCCUGCGUGAGGGUUUUCGGGGCUUUGACACCGCUUGCCAGCCCAAGCACUACAACCAGAAGGGCUUAGGAGAAGCUCUAUCAGAAGCGUUCUCCCAUAUGAACAUAGACAGAGAACAGCUGUAUAUUCAAACAAAAUAUACUCCAGUAGGUGGGCAAGACCGGAAAACUAUACCAUAUGACCCAAGUUUGCCCGUGCAGGAGCAAGUCUUACACAGUAUACAGGUGUCGCUGCGAGAAUUGGGUGUAUCAUAUAUUGAUGCAGUGCUGCUGCAUUCCCCAUUAGACACUCCACAAGAGACACUGGAUGCUUGGAGGGGUCUAGAGGCAGCAGUAGAGAGGGGCCAUGUUAGGGCUUUAGGCAUAAGCAAUUGCUAUUGCCUUCAAGAUCUGCAACACCUGCAUGCAGCUGCAUCUAUCAAGCCCGUGAUCGUGCAGAACCGUUUCUACCCAGCCACAGGUUAUGAUGCAUCGCUGAGGGCCUGGUGCUGCAAGAAUGGAAUUGUUUAUCAGGGAUUCUGGACACUUACUGCAAACCCCCAUGUCCUGAGGGAUCCUAUUAUCACUCACUCUGCCAGGAGGCUCAAAUGCACUCCCGAACAGCUCUGGUUUCGCUAUUUAAUGGAGCGGGAUAUCGUGCCUCUGACGGGCACGACCGACCAGGAACACAUGCAGCAAGACUUCAGCUGCAUUGACGUCGAAUUGCCACCUGUUGUCUGCGAACAGCUUGAUGCAUCUCUGCCCCGCGCCUAA
This is a messenger RNA of Cyclospora cayetanensis, 930 nucleotides long. RefSeq lists its product as uncharacterized. Gene Ontology annotation, molecular function: oxidoreductase activity. Lineage: Eukaryota; Apicomplexa; Conoidasida; Eucoccidiorida; Eimeriidae. The transcript is spliced from 3 exons. Bases 1 to 930 code for a protein of 309 amino acids. The record is from RefSeq and is a predicted model, not a curated record.